Molecule: messenger RNA, 1167 nt
Organism: Corylus avellana
Lineage: Eukaryota; Viridiplantae; Streptophyta; Magnoliopsida; Fagales; Betulaceae
Source: RefSeq, a predicted model, not a curated record
AUGACGAAUAUACUCCCGCAAGAGCUCAUCACCGAAAUACUUUCUCUACUGCUCGUCAAACCUCUGCUGCGUUUUCAAUGCGUUUCCAAGGCAUGGUUUGUCGUAAUCAACGACCCAGACUUCAUCAAGAUGCACCUCAAUCGCUCCAUUGAGACCAACCGAGAACGCGCUCUCAUUGCAGAUGCAAACAACGCAAUUCUGCCGCAUACUUACUACUCGGUAAACUUUUCCAACAAGCAACAGUUCAGCGAGCCGGUGGAGAUAUUCAGGCCAUUCAACCAUCCAACAAAUACGUUCAUUAGAAUUAUAGGCCAUUGCAACGGCCUGGUUUGCCUCCAGAUCUGUCCCUGUUGUUGCUCCAAUAUCGAAGAAAGAAACAAAUAUCCCAAUGAGAUUGUGAUUUGGAAUCCAUUGAUCAGAAAAUACAAAAAGUUACCCUUUAAGCCGAUAGAAAUUCCCGAUAAUUAUGUGUUCGAAGUAGCAUUUGGGUAUGACCAAAUCAACGACGACUACAAGGUUGUAAGGAUUUUGAUGCCCCAGCCACAUCUUGCAGGUGUCGCUGAAGUUGGUCAUCAUGUAUGUAGUCUUAGAGGAAAUUCUUGGAGAAAGGUGGAAGACAAAUGGCCUCGCAAGGAUUUGUAUUUGCAUACGCAGUGCUCGGCUUCCUUGAACAGUGCUUUGCAUUGGGUGGUUGCAGGUCGGAGUGGGUUAACAAGUGCCAUUGUCGCAUUCGAUCUUAGCACCGAGAAAUUUCGAAUGCAUGCUCUUCCGAUUGAAAUUGAAUCUCGCGCAUCUGAAUACUAUACACAUUUGGUGGUCUUGGGAGGAUGCCUGUGUGUUUGGGAGUUUCAUUGUGAACAAUUUUUUGUCGUUUGGGUGAUGAAGGAGUACGGGGUGGCGGCGAGCAAUUGGACACGGCUUUAUAGGUUUCCGCAGGGUCCGCAACAAGAUCCUUACUACUCCAAGCCUUUAGCCCUCUCAAACAACGGUGAAGAGGUUUUGAUGCAUGAGGCUUUGAUACAUGAGAACUCAGGAAAACUUUAUUGGUAUAACAUAAAAAAGAAAAGAAGCAGGAUUGUUGAGAUUCACAAAAGGAUCGAAACAUGCGAGUUGAACAUUGUAGUUGUGGGAAGCCUCCUUCUCCUUGAUGGGGAGCUUGACCAUUGA